Molecule: messenger RNA, 2657 nt
Organism: Ziziphus jujuba (common jujube)
Lineage: Eukaryota; Viridiplantae; Streptophyta; Magnoliopsida; Rosales; Rhamnaceae
Exons: 18
Coding region: 279-2351 (690 amino acids)
Source: RefSeq, a predicted model, not a curated record
ACAAACCAACCGUACGACGUCGUUAAGAGUUUUAAAAACGAGGCCAGUAUACGCACUUCUGACGGCUUCUCAUCCUCGUCUCGUCCCCUUUGGCAGUGCCCCUAUCAAACGGACAGCAACACUUCCUCCAUUUCUCGCCUAAACCCCCCAAAACACCUUCUCUCUCCUCACGCUCUCUCUCUCUCUCUCUUACCUUUGAUUUCUUCUUCUUCUUCUCUGUAAUUUUUCUCAAAUUCGUAUUUUUCUAGUGACGGCGGCUCAGAAAAAAUUGAAAAAAAAUGUCGUGGAUAAGAUCGGCCAUGAACAAAGCGGUGGAGGUUGGGAACAAGAACAACCUCACUCGCACUGUCAAGAACUACGCCGAUUCCGUUGUCCACCAUGCCGGUCAAGCCGUAGCUGAGGGUGCCAAAAUCAUUCAAGAUCGCAUAGGUGCUCGGAAUUUCAGAAGUGUUAAGCAGACUGUAAAAAGAUUGGAAGAUGCAGCAGUCUCUUGUAGGGGCAUUGAAAGAGCUCAGUUGCUAAGACGAUGGUUGGUUGUGCUUAAAGAGAUAGAGAAAGUGUCUCAAAAUUCCUUUGAAGAUAUGCCAAAAACCCCUGAUCAACAUCCUCCUUCUGAUGAUUCUAAGGAUAGUCCUAGAAAGCCAUCCAUGGCUUUGUAUUAUGACGCUGAUGUGGGUGGUGAACCAAUGAAUUUCCGUGAAGUUUUCCUUCACAGUCAGGCUCUAGAAGCCAUGACGUUGUCUAUGAUUCUUGAAGCACCAAAUGAAGAAGAAGUUUCUCUGCUACUGGAAAUGUUUGAGCUGUGUCUUACUGGGGGAAAAGAAGUUCAUAAUGCAAUUGUGAGCAGUAUACAAGAUCUGGCAAAAGCUUUUUCCGGCUACCAAGAUGAAGUGUUGGUGAAACGGGAGGAAUUGCUUCAAUUUGCACAGGGGGCCAUUACUGGGCUGAAAAUUAAUGCUGAUAUUGGAAGAAUAGAUGCUGAAGCAUAUAAUUUAAAGAGAAAGCUGGUGGACAUGACAUCUUCCCCGAAGCCUUCAAAUGAAGGUCAAGAGAAAGCUUCAGAAGGAACAACAUCAGAAACAAUAAAGGCAUUGAAAGAAGCACUUGCACAGAUUCGAGUUUGUUCCAGAUUGGAAGGGCUUUUACUAAAGAAGAAAUUUCUGAAUACUGGAGACUCUCCUGAUGUCCAUGCUCAAAAGGUUGAUAAGUUGAAGGUCUUGUCAGCAUCUCUUGCUAGUUCCUCUGUGAAAUCCGAAAAGCGUAUUUCAGAGCACAGAUUACAAAAAGAGGAGGCAAUAAAGGUUCGUGUUGCCAAGGCUGAUGAAGUGAGUGAAAGAGAAAAGGAAUUAGCAUCUGAGAUUGCAGAGCUUGAAAAGGAAAGAGAUAGCCUUGAAGCGCAAUUGAAAAAGGUUAAUAUCUCCUUGGCUGCAGCUAAUGCUCGUCUUCGCAAUACCAGAGAAGAGAGGGACCAGUUUGAUGAAGCAAACAAUCAGAUUGUUGUCCACUUGAAAACAAAGGAAGAUGAGGUAUUAAAAUCCAUUGCAUCAUGUAAAGUAGAAGCAGAUGUUUUGAGCACAUGGACUAAUUUUCUGGAGGAUACUUGGGUUCUUCAAUGCUCAUAUGCAGAAAUGAAAGAGAAGCAAGUCAAUGAUGAAUUGGAGAAACAUGUGGACUAUUUUGUGAACUUGGUCACUCAACUUCUCACUGCUUACAAGGAAAACUUGGGGCCGUCCAUUGGUCGUAUUUCAAAGUUUGUUGAAAACCUGAAGAAAUUGAGUGAGGGGUCAGAGACAACAUCUAGCGCUGAUAACGAGGAUUCCAAAUUAUUAAAUCCAAGGAAAAAUCUCGAGGAGGAAUAUUUGGAUUAUGAAGCCAAGAUAAUUACCACCUUCAGUGUGGUGGAUAACAUGAAAGAGCAGUUCUACGCUGAACAAGCUAAAAUUUCCAGGAAAGAUGAUCCAAAGAUUAAGGAGCUGUUCAAUGACAUUGAGAAGUUAAGACAGGAAUUUGAAUCUGUUGAGAGACCAAUUUUAGAAUUGGAGACUCCAACCCCAAAGGCAGAGAACAACCCAAAGUCUGAAACUCCAUCCCCAAAAGCAGAAUCUCCAUCUGGUGGAAAGCUCCAGAGUGGUCCAUCCCAUCUUCAAAAGGAUGAUAAAGGAGCACAUGUAGUUGAGACAGGUAAGCAUCCCAAGUUACUUACAGGCAAGAAAGAACAGACGAUAGACCCUGAAGCAGAACUAGCAAAGCUGGAGUCGGAGUUUGGCAAGGAUGGUCGAGACUACACGACGGAGGAGAUUGGCGACUGGGAGUUUGAUGAGCUUGAGAGGGAGUUACGAUCUGGUAAUUAAGCAUCAAUGUUUUAUGUAGAAAACCUUUUGUUUUUUUAUUUAACAUUAAUAAACAAGCAUAUUGGAUCAAAUAUAAAAUGCUGUAGCUGACCUCCCGAAAAGCUGUGCGUGUCAAAAGCUUUUUCUUUGUAACUUAUUUGUAACGUGAUACGAAAGCUUUUUCUUUGUAACUUAUUUGUAACGUGAUACGAAUGAUCGAUUUGUUCAUUCUUCUGUAAAUUCUGGAAACCUAUGCUGUAAUAUGGAAUCUAAGAAAAACGAAAUUAAUGAAAAGGUAUUUGGGCACUGUAAAUGUUUGAAAAUAAA